CGCCAACAGACUGGGCAUGCGCCGGAGUGGAUAGCCGCUCGUCCGCGCCUGGAGGUUGUGAGGGGGAGGCGCACAGUGAAUCCCAGCCAGCUUCUAGUGUGGUGCAGUGAACCGUGUACAGUUCCUUCCACUUGGGAACCAUGCAGAGAGCUUCACGUCUAAAGAGAGAACUGAACUUGUUAGCCACAGAGCCACCCCCAGGCAUCACUUGCUGGCAAGAUAAGGACAAAAUGGAUGAUCUUCAAGCUCAAAUAUUAGGUGCAGCUGACACACCUUAUGAAAAAGGUGUUUUCAAGCUGGAAGUUACCAUUCCCGAGAGGUACCCCUUUGAACCUCCUCAGAUCCGAUUUCUGACUCCGAUCUAUCAUCCAAACAUUGAUUCUGCUGGAAGGAUUUGUUUAGAUGUCCUCAAAUUGCCACCAAAAGGUGCCUGGAGACCAUCCCUCAACAUUGCAACUGUACUGACUUCUAUUCAGCUGCUCAUGUCUGAACCCAACCCUGAUGACCCACUCAUGGCCGACAUAUCCUCUGAAUUUAAAUACAAUAAGCCAGUCUUCCUCAAGAAUGCCAGGCAGUGGACAGAGAAGCAUGCAAAACAGAAACAGAAGGCUGAUGAGGGAGAGAUGCCUGAUGAUCUUCCAGAGGCUGGUGACUCAGAAGUAUGCAAUACAACGCAGAAAAGAAAAGGCAGGCAGCUGGGAGGCAUAGAAAAGAAAUUUUGCUCUGACCUUUAGGGGUUUGUCCUGGUCCUAGUUAAUAUAUUCUUUGUUAAGAUGGUCUAAUCUGCCUACCUCUCUCUUGGAUGUUUUUCUUUGUAUUUGAUGACGUUAUCAUCUUUCCUGUCCUAUAAAACAGACCUUGUGUAUUUAUGGAUUCUGCUCUACAGUGAUUCUCUGAGACUAGUUUGUUUUAUUUAGCUUGUACAUACAUAGUUUGAAACCUUUUAAACCUGAAAAAUAAAUAACCACUUAAUGUUGAGUGUGUGUUUAUCCUGAAUGUGUGUCUGGGAGCAAACUGUCCAGAAAGCUAUAUAAUAAGAAUGUUAAAAUAUUUGGAAUUGUUGUCUUUUAUUUUGCCAACUUACCAACAUCACUAGGGACGCCGAAUGUUUGACGUAGAUGUAAAAUCGCUGUUGGAAACAAUUCAGUUACCACCAGGCUUUCAAGGAUUCUAGGUUUUCAGAAGUCUUAACAGAAUGUGGGAAUAAGGUAAUGGACCCUUUUGUUAAUUUUUUUGCGGUUUUUCACUUUUUGUGAUUUACACAGCUGGUCAGAAUUACCAUGGUAAUAAAUAUUUAUUGAAUACCUGCUGUGUACCAAAUAUUGUGCACGUGUUUUAGAAUAUAACAGUGGAAAAAAAUCAGACAUGAGAUUAACCAAGUAAUCAUACAAAUUUAAAUAAAUAUUUUUGUGAUCA
This is a messenger RNA of Lutra lutra (Eurasian river otter), 1416 nucleotides long. It is a transcript of the gene UBE2T, whose product is annotated as ubiquitin conjugating enzyme E2 T. The record is from RefSeq and is a predicted model, not a curated record. The transcript has 7 exons. NCBI's taxonomy places the organism in Eukaryota, Metazoa, Chordata, Mammalia, Carnivora, Mustelidae. The coding region runs from base 141 to 734 and encodes 197 amino acids.